Messenger RNA from Cuscuta campestris, 910 nucleotides. NCBI's taxonomy places the organism in Eukaryota, Viridiplantae, Streptophyta, Magnoliopsida, Solanales, Convolvulaceae. The record is from the annotation of a GenBank genome assembly.
AGGACGCCUUGUAUCGUACCCGGGACCAACUCACUUCGAAAUCGGGCCACAUCAACCGUAAAUUCUGAAAGUUUAUUGGAGUUUACGAGGAAUGGUCUCGGUCCCGGAAGAGCGGGAUGAACGACGUCGAUGUUCUCCGGAUUGCCACGGCCAGGUACGAGGAAGGACGUGAUUCGGUGUUGGAGGUGGAGGAGGGAGAUUAUGACAAGUGUAACACCGACACCCCUAUCCGCAAAAUGGGCGAUGGAUAUUCAGUUUUCGAGUUGGACAGAUUCGGAUCCUUUCAUUUCAUCUCUGGAAAUCGAGAAAGUUGUGAAAAGGGACAAAAGAUUGUGGUUGUUGUUGUCACGGUGAGAAACCAAAGCACUCCCGUCACCGCUCCGGUGGCUAAGGGUUGUCCCUCAACGGCAAAGGCAUCACCGCCAGUAACUCCGGUGGAAGAGUCCCCUCCGACUCCGUCCGAUCCCGUCACUGCUCCGGCAGCCAGGGGGUGUCCCUCAACGGCAAAGGCACCACCCCCGGUUGCGCCGCCUAUAACUCCGCCGGAAGUGUCCCCUCCGACUCCGUCCGAUGCCACUUCUUAUGGGUGCCCGAACACUCCACCUGCCAAUGUUGCACCAGUAGCAGAGCCUCCUAACAAAGGGUCCCCGGUUCUUCCCCCAAACACUACAUCUUCGGAUGUUGCACCGGUGGCAGAACCUGAUGAAGUGGCCUCGAAUAUUUCGCCGCCAUCACCCCCUCCGGGAGAGGGUUGCAACAUUUCAGACAUCCGAAGUGAUCCAGCCAAUGUUCCCCGCAAACCGCCAAAGUCGUUUGCGGCAGCACCAGCGGGAACUCGAAUUUCAGUGGCCUUGGUUGUGGCCAUCUUGCUUACCAUAUGCAUAUAGUAAGAUAUGGAGAACUCAUUUCU